This is a messenger RNA of Lethenteron reissneri (Far Eastern brook lamprey), 2064 nucleotides long. RefSeq names its product mitochondrial ribosomal protein L37 (gene MRPL37). Gene Ontology annotation, biological process: translation. The record is from RefSeq and is a predicted model, not a curated record. Gene Ontology annotation, molecular function: structural constituent of ribosome. Gene Ontology annotation, cellular component: ribosome; mitochondrion. NCBI's taxonomy places the organism in Eukaryota, Metazoa, Chordata, Hyperoartia, Petromyzontiformes, Petromyzontidae.
AGCCACGCGGAGGAGUCUCUCCCGCGAGCGAGGCGGCCGACUCAGCGGAGACACGGGGGCAGCGCCCUGCCCGCCUUUGUAUCUCUCUCCCUGACACAGCCCCCUCCCCCCUUGAUAGCAGAGAUACCCCCUCGUACCAGGACCCGCGUCUCCACCCUCAAGACCGUCCACCGCCUGCCCCCCUCCCAACACCCUCCACCAACUCUCUCCACCAGCUCUCUCCACCACCACCCUCUCUCUACCACCACCACCACAACUCCCUCUCUCCACCACCACCACCACAACUCCCUCUCUCCACCACCACCACAACUCCCUCUCUCCACCACCACCACCCUCUCCACCACCACCUCUCCACCACCACCACAAUGCUCCGAUCCCUCACCCGUCCAUGCACAGCCCUGACCACCCUCUCACCAUCCCGUCUCUCUCCCCUCACCCCUCACCCUCCUCCCCCGCUCGCCGCUCACCCCGCGGUGUCGUCCCCUCGUCUCUUCUCGGCGUCGUCCUCCUCCCGUGGUCGACGCGCCGACAUCACGCGGCGUUGGCUCCCCCCGGCGCCCUCCAUCCCCGGCUUGGAGCGGGUCUCGUACGGGAGCCGCGAGCACUUCGUGCCGGGACUCGCCCACCCGCCCCGGGAGAGCUGGGAGCGGGGCUGGCUCGCUCCUCGACAAGGGGGGAGGCGCGCAACGUCGGACAAUGCGGCGGUGGUGGGGGGCGAGCAGCAGCAGGCGUUCGUGUUUCACCCGCGGACGCAGCUGGUGGAAGGCGAGCGUCAGGCGCUGUGGCUCACUAAGUCGGUGUUGAGGCCGGGCCUGCCCCCAUCCCUCCAGGCCCUGGUCGCGGUCGCCAAGGCCGAGGCCGAAGCCGGGGACCUCUCGGCCCGGGCCCUGCGGGCCGUGGAGCACGCUCGCUUGUGGGACCUCGGGGAAACGCGGCCGCCUCGACAGCGCUUCUGCGAGGUGUUGUGGCGAGACCUCAUGACCGUGUGCCACUCCCUGGCUCCACGCUACCCGGGCAUCCUGGAGCGCAGUCUGGUGGAGGGAGCCAAGAUCGGCGUGUCCUGGCAGAGGGGCCCCGAAAGCGUCCACGCGCGGGGCCCGCACGGCGCGGUGCUGGUGGGCCGAGCGCCGCUGGGCCGCAUCGCGUCCCCGGAGGAGACGGAGUCGGCAAGCGGCGAGCCGCUGCCCGACUUCUCCCCCAUCUCCCCGCUCAUCGACCUGCAGCGCGUCCACGUCACCCACACGGCCACCACCACGGGGAUUCGAGAGGGGUUCCCGUAUCCCCACGCUCACACGCUGUUCCUCCUCGAGGGACUGGAUGAAUGCUGCCGGCUCUCCGCAUCGCAGCUGCGCGCCAAGAUGCUCGUCUUCAGCUUCGCGCACGCGCUGGCCCAGGCACGCGCACUCUACGGGGAGGCGCCGCUGCGCUCGCUGCCCGUGCCCGUGGUGGUGCAGAGCGUGGCCACCAACGGACGAGUCUUCCACUUCUCGGCGCUGCAGCUCAACACCACGGAGCUGCGGGGCGGCGACGGCCCCCGCAACGCGGCGUGGACGCUGGGAGACCAGCUGCUGUACGACUUCGCCAAGACGCGGCCACUCGUGCACAAGCGCCUUGUGCAGGUCCCAGUGGGGGUCUCAGGUUUCAACCCCAGCACCUUCUACACCUUCCUUGCCUUCUUCCUCAACGGAGCCCUGUGACAGACUCACUCACCCACUCAACUACUCACCCACUCACUCACCUUCCCACUCACUCACUCACUCACUCACCCACCCACUCACUCACCCACCCACUCACUCACUCACCCACCCACCCACUCACUCACCCACUCACUCACCCACCCACUCACUCACCCACCCACUCGUAGACUUCCGGUUUUGGUCGCUGUGAUUCCAGCUUCUUGCACCGCGCGGCCUCUGCAGGGCCCCUUCCCAGGGUCUCUCCAACACCCCCCACCCAGUCCCUCCCAGGCCUCCCGUGCAAGCGAGGCAGCGUUGUGUACCGUGCCUGGUUGGGUUCAUUCCAUCUCGUGGCUAAAUAAAGGAUACGUACACACAUGCAACCUUG